AUGGACGAGCCCACCGGAGAAGGCGGAGCUGCGGGAGCAACGCUGGCUGAACAGCGGCCCGGAUCGCCGCUGCCGGUGGAGACGGCGCCGGUAGAGCCCCUCAGCGUGCCAAGGAGAGGCGAGGCGGCGGCACCGCCCGAGAACCGACCAGAGGAGACGGUGAAGGCCGCGGUGGUAGAAGAAAGGGACCAAGAGGGCGGCGAGCAGGGAAGGGAACCUUUGCACCCUGCGCCGGCUGAGCCGCAGGAAACAGGAGAGGAUGUUCAACUAGAUGAAGGCGAUGAGAGUGAGGGCAGUGAAUACGGCAGCUGCAGCGAUUACGGAAGCCGGGGAAAGCCAGGGACGGCCUUACAGAGGCUCAUCCCAGAAGGGAGCCUGCUCUUCCCGGACACUUUUGAGACGAACCACCUCCUCUUUUAUGAGCGAUUCAAAGCCUACCAGGACUACAUGUUGGCUGACUGUAAAGCCUCGGAGGUGAAAGAAUUCACAGCGGAGUACUUGGAGAAGGUCCUUGAACCCUCAGGGUGGCAGGCCGUCUGGCGUACUAAUGUGUUCGAGGUGCUGGUGGAGGUUGUUGAUGUGGAGUGCUCCACCCUGAAGGCCGUCGUGCGCCUCUGUGAGCCGUUCCUGUGCGAGACCCAGGAGGGCGCUUUUACCCUGGAGCGCAUGCGAGAGCUGCUGGAACUGAAGGAGCACCGGCUGCCGUUGCAGGAGCUGUGGGUCGUCUUCGAUGAAUCGGGGGAGUUUGACCAGACGGCGCUCGCUAUUGAGCAUGUCAGGUUUUUCUACAAACACGUUUGGCGGAGCUGGGAUGAAGAGGACGAUGAUGACUUUGAUUACUUUGUCAGAUGCGUCGAACCUCGUCUCAGAUUGUACUAUGACAUCCUGGAAGACCGGGUCCCUUCCGCUCUUGUGGCGGACUACCACAGCCGGCUUUCCCAGUGUGAGGAGCUCUACCGCAUGUUCUUAGACCUCAGGAACAAUAUCUCAGGCAGCGAUUCGGACUCCGAAGCAGAAAACGUCUCCAUGGUGGAAGGCAUGAAACUCUACGAAAGGAUGGAGCACCUGAAACAAAAGUUGAAGAUUAUUGAAAAUCCUCUAUUGAGGUACGUGUUUGGUUAUCAGAAACGUGCCGGCCUCCAGGCGAAGGGAGUCCGUCCGUCCGGUGCCACCAUCACUCACGUUGUGUCUUCUACCGUGAUGUCCAGCCUCUUGCAGUGCCUGAUCAGGGACAAGCUUUCGCCAGAGCCUUUUAACGAAGAAAUCGAAAUCCAGUUCCACCGUGACCCACAGUCUGCUGUCAACGCUUGCUAUGAAGGGGAUCGAGUCAUAGUAUGUCCUGGUCACUACACCGUUGAGGGCAUGUUGUACAUUGCAGACUCCAUUGAACUAGAAGGCUACGGUCUGCCGGAUGACAUCGUGAUAGAAAAACGAGGGAAGGCAGACGCCUUUGUCGAGUGUACGGGAGCGGAUGUGAAAAUCUCCAGUCUGAAGCUCAUUCAGCAUGAUGCGGUGGAGGGCGUGUUGAGCGUUCACCAAGGGAAGACUAUGCUGGAGAAUUGUGUAUUGCAGUGUGAGACGACGGGAGUUGCUGUCCGAACCUCAGCUGAGUUUUUAAUGAAAAACUCUGACUUGUAUGGCGCUAAGGGUGCUGGUGUAGAAAUCUAUCCAGGGAGCACCUGUACUUUGAUAGGGAGUGGUGUGCACCAUUGCAAAGAGGGAAUCCUCAUAAAAGACUUUUUAGACGAGCAUUACGAUGUCCCCAAGAUCACCAUGGUGAACAACGUUAUACACAAUAACGAAGGCUACGGUGUGGUCCUGGUGAAGCCGACGGUCUCUUUGCAGGCACAAGAGAGCGUGCUAGAAAACGUGGAAGAGCCCACAAAGGCUGUCCAGUCUUCUGAUGGCGCUGUCAGCGUGGGGUGUGAAGACCUGCACAAACGGGCUAGUGGUGAAUUGGGCCCCUACGGAACAGCGGGUGUCUCCGAGCACGCGGAGGGCAAUUCUCAAAUUGCCCACGAACUUUCUGCCACGUCUCUUAAGAAGAGCCAGCUGCACAAGAAAAGGCUGAGUAACGUGGGGAUCACAGAGGCAGAUGACAACCUGAUGUCUCAAGAAAUGUUUGUGUCCAUCGUGGGAAACCAGUUCAAGAGAAACGGGAAAGGGAGUUUUGGAACAUUUCUUUAUUGAUUUUUUGGAAUGGCAUUGAAAUGACACGAUGCUUCCUGGCUGCUGGGUAGCCUUGUUCCGAAGCAGCUAAAACUUUCCCACCACUUGUCCUUUUAAUUUGGUUACUUUAGUCCCUUUCGGUGUGAUUCUAGCGUAUUUAUUCUUUUUAGCAGCGUGUGCUUCGCAUGAGUGAAAUCUGUAUUCUUUGGGGAGAGUUUCGAACACAGAACUCGAGACCAAAAGCCUCUCUAGUGGCGUCUUUUGAACAGUAAGCUUCUUUCCCUCUUCCUAUGCAUAUCACUUUUUUAUAGUAGUAUUUAUUUCUAAUAUAAAACACCCCCUUUUAAAACAAUAAAAAUAAAAUAUAGCUCCGGGCACUAAGAGAAGAAGGCAGUGAGCAGUAUUGUAACCCCCUUUUACCUCUUGAACGUAAGUAAAAAGGAACGUUUGCUUUCCUUUGUAGUAGCUGCAUACCAAUUUCAGCUGUGUGAAAU
Elgaria multicarinata webbii is the source of this 2663-nucleotide messenger RNA. RefSeq names its product SHC binding and spindle associated 1 (gene SHCBP1). Gene Ontology annotation, biological process: fibroblast growth factor receptor signaling pathway. The transcript has 13 exons. Lineage: Eukaryota; Metazoa; Chordata; Lepidosauria; Squamata; Anguidae. The record is from RefSeq and is a predicted model, not a curated record. Bases 1 to 2190 code for a protein of 729 amino acids.